AUGUCAACACUUUACGAGGACUACAUGUCCACAGGUGGAUGCUGGAAGAAUGGCAUAAUAAUGAAAGAGAUUCGUUCAAUGAAUCGAAACGGCAAGAAGGGAUGCAGGCGAUGGCUGACGCGUAAGGCUAUGCUGCCUUACUUUGAGAAUGACGAGAAGGUCGUUGAUGCCAUAAUUUUGCGAAAGGAAUCCGAUCCCCAGCUGCUGGAGUCAGAAUGCAGGGAGCAUCCAGAAUGCCCAGGACUCAGACAAUACUUGACUCUUGUGGAAGACGAGGAGACAGCAGAGGAGGCCAUCGAGAUUUCCGAUCUCUUUCGUGCCGAAGCCACCGAGUCUUCGAGAAGCGCAUCCGAAGAUUCUGAUUCAGAUUCGUCCCCAGACAAGAAGAAGAAAAAAAAGAAGGGAGGAAAGGAUGGAAAGAAGUCAAAAAACAACAAGAAAGACAAGAAAAGCAAGAAAGGGAAUCGUGACAACAAGUCAAAGCGCAGAAGCAAGAACAAUGGUAAAAAGGGUAAGAAAGGCAAGAAAGAUGACGAUGAGGAUGAAGAAAAAAAGGUUGCCAAGAAGCUGAGGGCUGAAGCUAAGAAGGUUCUCAAUGGGCUCAGCAACAAGAUCAAAGCUUUGAACAACAGGAGCUCCAGUCUGCGCGAAGCCCUUCGGGAUGAUUUGGAAAAAUCGGCGAAGAAGCUCACGAUUUCAAGGGCCAACUUGCAGAACGCUCUCGACGCAGACCAGGAUUUGACUAAGCGCGGUAUAUUGCAUGCACAAGGUAUGGGGGAUUUGGUCUUUUCAUGCUGCAUUCAGGACGAUGAGAUCUCAACGGCUACUUUGAAGGCCAAGGAUGCGGCCGAGCAUGCCGAGCAUACGCUUCAGCUAAAGAAGCCAAAGUGUGCAAAGGAAGACAAGUAG
Messenger RNA from Symbiodinium pilosum, 909 nucleotides. Lineage: Eukaryota; Dinophyceae; Suessiales; Symbiodiniaceae. The record is from the annotation of a GenBank genome assembly.